Lodderomyces margitis is the source of this 1326-nucleotide messenger RNA. Its product is annotated as pseudouridine synthase. The coding region runs from base 1 to 1326 and encodes 441 amino acids. NCBI's taxonomy places the organism in Eukaryota, Fungi, Ascomycota, Pichiomycetes, Serinales, Debaryomycetaceae. Gene Ontology annotation, cellular component: cytoplasm; nucleus. Gene Ontology annotation, biological process: mRNA pseudouridine synthesis; tRNA pseudouridine synthesis. Gene Ontology annotation, molecular function: pseudouridine synthase activity; RNA binding. The record is from RefSeq and is a predicted model, not a curated record. The transcript has a single exon.
AUGUUCAAGAGUAUCUCCAUUCAAUGGUUGAUGAAAAGAUCUUAUAGAAACUUGACCACGGCUACUACCACCACUCCUCCACUAAUGGCACAACCUAUAGAUUACUCGUCAUGGUCUAAAGAAGAUUUGAUUGCAAAAAUUACCGACUUGGAACAGUCAUCAAAGACACAACCAGCUACAGCUACAACAGAAGUGAAACAGAAACUGAAGAAACAAAAACAGUUUGACUGGAGUAAACACAAUUUGCGCUUUGUUGCAUUACGAUUUGCAUAUUUAGGAUGGAACUACAAUGGUCUUGCGUACCAAUUUGAACCAACACCAUUACCAACUGUUGAGGAAACAAUAUUGAAAACCCUAUCUAAAAUAAAACUCAUUCCUGAACCUAUAGAUAAAGUAGAUUUCUCCAGAUGCGGAAGAACUGAUAAAGGUGUAAGUGCAAUGAAUCAAGUAAUAUCAAUCAAACUCCGAUCAAAUUUAACUUUAGAGGAACAACAAGACUCAGUCAAUGAUGAAAAGGAAAUCGAUUACUUGACAAUCAUAAACGCCAAUUUACCCAGUGAUAUUAAAAUCCAUUCUAUAUGUCUACAUCCACCGCCUGAUUUCGAUGCUAGAUUCAGUUGCAAAAACCGACACUAUCGAUACUUGUUCAAAUCAUCAAAUUUAGAUAUUGAACUAAUGAAUCAAGCAGCAGGGUAUUACCAAGGACAACAUGAUUUCCGCAAUUUUUGUAAAUUGGAUGGAUCAAAACAAAUUACCAAUUUUGAACGAUUCAUUUACAGUUCGAAAAUCAUCCAUUUGGAAAACGGCUUGUACUGUUUCGAUCUAAUUGGUACGGCUUUCCUUUGGCAUCAAGUGCGAUGCAUGGUUGCCAUCUUGUUUCUAGUAGGACAACAUUUGGAAAAACCAGAAAUUGUGCUUGAAUUAAUGGACAUUACCAAGUAUCCCACCAAACCUCAAUAUGAAAUGGCCAAUGAUAUCCCCCUUGUUUUGUACGAUUGUGAAUUUGCGCCCAUGGAAUGGAAACAAUUUGAUAAUGAUUAUAAAUUCAAUCGAAUCAUGAAUGGGUUCAAAGGCAUGUGUUAUGAUUUGAGUGUUAAAACGAAAAUGCUGAGCAUCAUGGAAGAGCUUGUGUUUCAAGGUCAAAAGAGAAAUCCGUCGGUGGUUAACUCAGUGCCUCUUGGUGACGGAGUUGGCCGAGCUUUUGCUAAAUACACUGCCUUGGCAGAUCGUGAACGAACUGAGAGCUAUGACAUCAUCAAUGCUCGAUGGAUGGCAAAAAAAUCAAAAAGAGUUGAGGCUCAACUGAAUCAAAGCAUCAAUGAUUGA